Molecule: messenger RNA, 1953 nt
Organism: Calliphora vicina (urban bluebottle blowfly)
Lineage: Eukaryota; Metazoa; Arthropoda; Insecta; Diptera; Calliphoridae
Product: zinc finger protein PLAG1
Exons: 2
Coding region: 48-1877 (609 amino acids)
Biological process (GO): regulation of transcription by RNA polymerase II
Molecular function (GO): DNA-binding transcription factor activity; RNA polymerase II cis-regulatory region sequence-specific DNA binding
Source: RefSeq, a predicted model, not a curated record
UAUUCAAUCAAAUAGGAAUCAAAUUAUAUUAAACAUUUCAACGAGGUAUGGCCAAUGCAUUAGCACUUAGUCGAGAAAGCAACAAUCCACGUCUGGAAGAACAUAUGCGUUUUAUUUGUCCCGAGUGCGGCAAGGAGAACAACACACAACAGGAGUGGCGUAAACACUUAAAUAUUCAGCAUAGUUACGCUACUAAGACAAUAGAGGAUUUCGACUUUAAGGAAAUCGAUGAUAAAUAUCAUGAAUGUCAAAUUUGCAUGAAGUGGGUAGCAAAUGCCCAUCAGGCUAUAGCACUACUGCAGUACCAUCGUUUCCUGCAUUUGCCCUAUGCUCGAACAUACCGCUGUAAACACUGUCCGGGAUCAUUUACACGCAAAAAAGCGUUAGGUGAACAUUUGUUUAGAUUUCACAAUGAUUUAAUAGCCAAACUGAAUAAGGAACGUAAAAUGCAAGAACUAAAGAGAACUUUUAAUGAACAAAGUCCCAAGUAUAAUAGCGAAUUUUAUAUGAAGUAUGUGUGUCCCUUGUGUGGUAAAAUUUUCAAUCGUUUCAAUAUUUGGCAACAACAUAUAGAUGCGGCCCAUAGUGCUACCUCUGUGGAUUUACGUAUGUUUCGCAUACAAAGUACGAAAAACUAUUAUUGUGCUAAAUGUUGUCAAACACUUUACGAUGGUCCCUCCAAGGCACAGCAGCAACGUCAUAAUUUUACCCAUCAGCCAUAUCCCCUGUAUUUUCAGUGUGCGUAUUGCCCGACUGGCAAAAGUUAUAAAUCUGAAUUACUAUUGCAUGUUAUCAAGUCGCACGCAGAGAAAUAUGAAAAGUUUAAGGAAUAUAUAAGGAAACCUAUCGAAUGGGGUGGUCAAGCGGAUAAGAAUGUUAUAAGAGAAUUAGAUUUAUUAUUGGGAGAUAAUGAUCUUCAACAAACUGAUAUUUUACAAAAAGCUAUACAGGAUAGUUUUAUAAAUCUAGAAGAAGAGAUGGAAUUUAAUUUGAAAUUUACUCAUGAACUUGCCUUAGAUCAAAGCCUUAAAGAAUUAGAUGAUAUUCUUAAUUCCGAAAUCGAUCCAAACCUUCAAUUUAAAACUAAUAACAUUGCAACCGAACAUGAAUUUGAUGAUGAUGAAUUGGAAGUAAUAUACAAAGAAAUGUUUGAGGAAAUUGACGAUCAUAGCGUUAACAAUGUCCAGGAUUUACUAACGAAACCAAAUAGAAAACGUCUGAAACUAGACUUGUCUACUCCAGAAAAUGGCCUAAAACUUAAUGAUUCUCUACAAAAAGAAAUGCAAAAGUAUAUCAAUUACCUGUGUCCAGAAUGUGGGAAUGAAUUCGAUUCACAAUCUGUGUGGCGUACUCAUGUCUUUGACCAACACAAUUUGGCUAAUGCAGUGGACACUAAAUUUCGUGCAUUUAAUUCACAAAAAACUGCUUAUAUUUGUCUGGUAUGCUACCAAAUACAGCGUACCGCAAAACAUUCGGAACUAAGACGUCAUCAUUUUCUACAUAUGCCCUAUCAGGCAUAUCUCAAAUGCACAAUUUGUACUAAGACAAAAUCAAGUAAACCAAAAAUGCUGCAACACUUGCAAUUCUCACAUCUCAAAGAUAUACAAAAGUGUACAAAUGUCACAGCAUCGACCACAAAAACGAUGGCCAAAAAUUUACGUUGUCUCGAUUGUGAUAAAUUGUAUGUCCAGCAGACGAGAUUUGAGACUCACUGCCGUCAGUGUCCACAACGUUUGCAGCCACUGGCUGUAGGCCAAUAUGAUAUAAAGAAAAAUAUGAAAUUAUUGGAGCAUUUAAAAAAUGCUAGCACACGUAUUGCUAAUCUAUUGGAAGAAGAAGGUAUAGAUGUGUCCAGUAUGAAGUUACCUUACAAAUAGGAAAGAAAUAUGUUUAAAUAUACACACAUACUUAUAUCCGUAGAUAUAUAAAAUAAAAACUAUUAUAAAAUAUAAA